This is a messenger RNA of Chlorocebus sabaeus (green monkey), 3070 nucleotides long. NCBI's taxonomy places the organism in Eukaryota, Metazoa, Chordata, Mammalia, Primates, Cercopithecidae. The record is from RefSeq and is a predicted model, not a curated record.
UCGGCCAGGUCUCGGGGUGCGAGGCCAGGCAGGCUGAGCGAGGCGCGGGCCGGCCCCGCCCCUCAGGCCGGCCCCACCCCUCAAGGCCCGCGAGUACCUUUCCCAGAGACUUGGCUGGGCGCGGCGCGAGGCGGGCGCUGCGGUGAGUCCCAGUUCCCGACAGCCGGGCUCGGCCAGCGACUGGGCGGGGAGGCCGAGGAUGGAAGUGGGCUUAUCGGCCAUUACCCUCUUUCUCGCCAGCGCCAGCAGCCCUGUGGUGGCAACGACGAUGGACCAGGAGUCAGUGGGCCGUGUGGAACGAGAAGCCGUCGCACCUUCGGGAGUUGCGGCCGCCGCGGCUCUUGGGGAAUCUGCGGGGCAGAUGAGUAACGAAAGAGGCUUUGAAAAUGUAGAACUGGGAGUCAUAGGAAAAAAGAAGAAAGUCCCAAGGAGAGUCAUCCACUUUGUUAGUGGCGAAACGAUGGAAGAAUACAGCACAGAUGAAGAUGAAGUUGAUGGCCUGGAGAAGAAAGAUGUUUUGCCUUCUGUUGAUCCGCUGCACUGUCAGCCCAUUGGAUGGUGUCCACCCACAUCAAGGACAAAACUUACCUGGGGCCCAUACUUAUGGUUUUACAUGCUUCGGGCUGCUACAUCAACUCUCUCAGUGUGUGACUUCCUUGGAGAGAAGAUUGCAUCUGUUUUGGGUAUCAGCACCCCGAAGUACCAAUAUGCCAUUGAUGAAUAUUAUCGGAUGAAGAAGGAGGAAGAAGAAGAAGAAGAAGAAAACAGGGUAUCUGAAGAAGCAGAAAGACAGUAUCAACAGAAUAAAUUGCAGACUGAUUCCAUUGUUCAGACAGAUCAACCAGAGACAGUGAUAUCCAGCUCAUUUGUGAAUGUCAAUUUUGAAAUGGAGGGAGACAGUGAAGUAAUUAUGGAAAGCAAGCAAAAUCCAGUCUCUGUCCCACCAUAAAAUGAAAUGACUAUCAAGCUUUAAACUCUUAAGUUUUUUUUUUAAUAUAGAAACUUUCACAUUCUUUAUUCAGUGGGACUUAAUACAAUUAUUUAUAUUUUAAAUUAUUAAAAUACCUGGAAAGGGAAAAUGUUUCUUCAUUUUUAGAAUCUAUCUAGCAAAAGCCAGAUCUGAAAUUCAGAUAUUUGUACUGUUUUUACUGUGCAUAGAAUUAGUGCUUUGGUUUUAAAAUGACCUUUUAAAAACAUUAAGGACAUCCUAGAGCCUUAAUAGUUAAGAAGAGUUAAAUUAUCAAGCCUGUCUAUUUGUGCGUUUGCUUUUUUUAAAAAAGGUAAGUUGCUGAUUAAGUCUAAUUGUAAUUGAUAAUUCCAUAGUCUUAGAUUAAAAUGAGGAUAUUUUCUUCUAGAUUUUCUCAUGUUAUGCCAUGCAUUUAUAUAUCUAACCAUUAAUUCACAUUAAGGAUGCUUCACCAUAUAAUAAAAGGAGCAAGAUGGAAGCACUUUGAAUUUUCUUUCAUUGAGAAUAACUUUUAUGUAAGAUUCUGUAUUUAUAACACCAGAUAUUAAGAUAGGCUUCCAUUUUUUAAUGCAAGCCACUUAAUCUUGUAUUCUUUUUCAGGACUCAAAUAACUAGCUUUGAACAUAAAAUUAAAACACUACUUAUGGAAUACAUUUAUUAAUGUUAAACCUAGUGAAUAUCCGUGUGGCAUCCUGGUUAUGUUAUCCAUUCAGCAUUCAUCCUAUAGAAAAGUGGUUUGGAGGAGAUUGGGGAUAGUGGGACAGGUAUAGAUUUAAUCCAUCAGGAGCAAUUAGAUAUUGUAUAAGGUGCAAUGAUAGCCUAACGAAAUUACCUGACAUUCAUCAUUUAGAAGUAGCAAGAGUGAAGACUGGACAGUUUACCUGAAUUUGUUUGGCCAUUCCUCUAUCUACUUGGUUAUUUGUAAACCUUAUAAAGGUAUAUAUUGUGAAGCUAAUUUUGAAAAUAUUCCUAAAUAUGGCUGGGUACGGUGCCUACGCCUGUAAUCCCAGCACUUUGGGAGGCUGAGGCGGGCAGAUUACUUGGGUCAGGAGUUUGAGACCAGCCUGGCCAAUGUAGUGAAACCCCAUCUCUACAAAAAUACAAAAAUUUAGCCAGGUGUGGUGGUGCGUGUCUGUAAUCCCAGUUGCUCCGGAGGCUGAGGCAGGAGAAUCACUUGAACCAGGGAGGUGGAGGUUGCAGUGAGCCGAGAUUGCACCACUGCACUCCAGCCUGGGCGACAGAGUGAGACUCCAUCCUAGCGGGGGAAGAAAAAUACAUAUAUAUAUAUAUACACACACACACACACACAUUUCUAAAUGUGUGUAUAGAACCUUUUAUCAGUAUAACAUUGAUUUAUAAUUAAAUGUGGGUGAGGAAGAAUGUGUGGAGUAUUUCAGAAAUUUUGAUUUUAAAACCCUUUUCAGAAACUUAAAGCUGUUAGAAAUUGUUAUAUUAAUAGCCUUCUAAACAGCAUUAAGUUUUCAAUCUUAAUAUAUCUAUAUAAAAUAUAGUGUCAGAAAGUAACAUCAUCAAUACAGUGGGUCUGUAAUGGAAAUCUGUGUCAAUGAACAUGAACUGAGUUCCUCAACUACAAGUUGAAGGAUAAUUAAACUUUUCAUUAGGAGUGUUCAGCUACAUGGAUUCAUGGAAUGGUGGUUCAUAGUAAGUGAUGGUAAUCUUUUUAUUCAUGGGUGUAAACCAUUUAUAACUUAGUGCUCAAAAGAUUAAUCUUUUGAUUAUAUAAUGUCCCAUGAAUUCCAGUUUACCAAUAGUUCUAAAACAUGCUAACCUAACCUUUUCCUUCUAAUUUAACUUCAUUCGAGAUAGUACCUCUCACUCACAGAUAUUUAUUUGGUUAUCAAGUGAAGGUAGGUGUGUCUAAAAGUGAUCUUUUGAAUCCUGUCUCCCUAGGGGUAAUAGUAUCUAGAGUUUACCGAGAACAUUUUAUGUUUGUAAUAAAAGGAAGUAGUGACUUAUGGAGGUUUUGUUUCUUGAAUUUUACUUUUGCUACUUGUCCAAUAGUGGCUAGUUUAUCAAUACAGUUAUUCACUGUGCCUUAAGUUUAUACUGUUUAUGCAAACUAUAAAAUUUCCCAUAAAUGUA